UACGUUUUGAAAACAUCACAAAUGGAGGUCAUGCCAGACAUCGGGUGGGAGCAGGAUGCUGUGCUUCUCGGAGCGGAUGAUGUCAGCGACUUCAACGAAGAUAAUGUCCUACCUCAAAGCCCUGAAAACAUCGCCAAGAUCCGGACAUGGCUUCAGCCAACCUCCUACGACGACAGCGACAGCGAAUAUAAGAAGCAUCUCUCAUCACAUCUAGCGGGAACGGGCGCAUGGCUGUUGUCAUCGCUGACAUAUGAGGAGUGGCAUUCAAGCCAGGAUAUGAGCAUAUUGUGGAUUCGAGGGGUUCCUGGUUCAGGAAAAUCAGUCAUGGCCGCCACUCUGGCAGACUGGCUGAGUCAGGAGAAGGUUCCGGUCCUUUACUUCUUCUUUCGGCAAAUCAUCGACGCCAACCAUACGCCUCUGUCGGCGGUUCGGGAUUGGCUAUGCCAGAUUCUGGCAUACAGUCCUCCGUUACAAGCCGCCUUGCUUGAAUACGUGAAGACUUCCCGGUCUCUUGAGAGCGUAUCGACUGCAGACUUCUGGGGCCUUCUGCGCAUGUCAAUGUUAUACCUUCCGAGGGUGUACUGUGUGGUUGAUGCCCUGGACGAGCUGAAUCAAGGCCCGGAGAUGAUCUCUUUCCUGCACUCGUUGGCCGAUCUGGGAGCAUGGAGACCGUCCAAAGUCAAGCUCAUUCUCACAAGCCGACCGGUUCAUAGCGUCGAGAUCCAUUUAAGGCAAGUCAAGUUGCUGCAUAUUCGGCUCGAUGAGGCCAAGGUAGACAUCGAUAUUGCCACGUACGUUCAGCGUCAAUUAGACGAGUCUUCCAUACCAAGCGAACAUCAUGCAGCAAUCAAAGAGGCCAUUCCAGGUAGGGCUAAUGGGUUGUUCCUUUACGCACGGCUCGCCAUGGACGAGUUUCUGGAGCCUGGUGCGAAUCCGGAAGAGGUCCUGUCGAACUUGCCUGCCGAUCUCAACGUCAUGUAUACCGAUCUCCUGAGAGAACAUUGCAAACGAGCUAAUGUGCCUCACGACGUCCAGCUCUUGAUACUGCAAUGGGUCACACAUGCCACGCGUCCACUGCGUCUCCUUGAGCUCGCAGGUUCCAUCAACAUCACGCAUUUUCCAGAAGGGCAGCGAAACCUGAAGGCUGCAAAGGACCUCGCACGUUCCGCAUGUGGGCCUUUGGUGGAGAUUCUACCAGACGAAACGCUUUCGGUGGUACACCACUCACUAACGGAAUUCUUGAAUGGCUCAACUCGAACGGCGAAAGUUGAAGACUUUCCGAUCCUCGAAUAUGGACCGACGCAUAACCAUUUAGCUAUUGUCUGUCUUGCCCAUCUCCAGUCCGGCAGUAUCGAUGACGUCGUGUUCUCCAGUUAUCCGUAUGAUGACAGAGGCCAGCUAGAGAGACACUACAUUCUGCCACCCUUUGCGAAGUAUGCUACGAUGAACUGGUUCGUGCAUGCCAGGAAAGCCGCCUUAGCCGGAGUGGACCAGGCCGAGGUCAAUGAGAUUCUCGACGACCUUUGGCGUGGAGAGAGAUUCCAAACUUGGUCGGCACUUGCGCGUGUCGGCUGUCGCAACGUGACGCCACUCUUCGCGGCCGUCUCCCUCGGGCUGGCCCUGUACACCGAAACGCUUCUGCUGCGGCCCGGUACAAAUCCAAACAGGGGAAAAAUGAAGGAGCCCCCGCUGUACUGCGCAGCAGAAAAGGGAUACGACGAUAUUAUAGAGCUGCUGCUACACCAUGGUGCAGACUUUAACGAGGGAAAUAAAGAUGGUUACCGCGCCCUUCACGCCGCAGCACAAAACAACCAGGCUGGGGCGGUCACCAUGCUUCUCAGAGCUGGUGCAGAUCCGUUCUGCCCGCCAGGAAAGGCAGACGGCUUCUACGACUACGGCCUGGAACCAAACGGAACUCCAAUUACCAAGGCGUGCCGAAAUGGGCAUUUCGAGGCAAUGGCCGCGAUCCUCCCGUUUAUCCAUACCUCCGACCAGGUUCAUGAAGCGCUCGAAGAAGCGGUGAAUUGGAAACGUGCGGCGAUUGUUGAACUUCUGUUAAAGCAUCCUGAGGUGAAGGUGGACGCCAUUCGGAAGAAUCACAGAUUGCUGUACACAGCAUGUGCCUGCCGGAAUCCGAAGAUCAUCAAGCUUCUUCUUCAUGCAGGUGCUAACCCAAACAUUGUUUACCACGACUCCAGACGUCGCGAGGUCAGUGACAUAUUGAAUGAGUCGGAUUUCGAGCCGACCAUAAGCACCAAACCUUCAACCGAGCGUGGAUAUACCGCUCUGUUUGCGCUGGCGAGUGGAGGGGAUUCAUUGCUGACUGUAGCUCAUGCAUCUAGAUUCAAGCUUCUGCUCCAUGCGGGCGCGAACGUCAACCAGGUUGAUAGCAAAGGGAAUACAGCACUUGCAUACACAUACGAUGUCCUCGCUAUGCGAUGCCUACUAGAUGCUGGCACUGAUCCCACUGUCGCCAACGACGCUAGCGAGACGCUAUUGCAUGGUCACACUAAGAUGGACAUUCUCAGACUUGUGUUGGAGGAGACCAAUCUUGACGUCAAUAUCCGAACCAACGAAGAAGGCUACACCCCAUUGCUCAAGACGCUCAGCCACACUUACGCGGAAAGCACUGCUGCAGAGAAAGCGCUCCUCUUACUGGAAUUUGGUGCAGACGCUUCAGCAGUGGACAACAAGGGUAAUAGUGCGUUUCACCUUGCAUCCGCCACAAGGUUCCCCAGCGAAGGGGACGCAGGCGGGCGUCUAAUCAAAGCGCUUCGAGCAUCAGGUGGCAACGGAAACUUCGCAAAUGCCGCAGGGGACACUCCAUUGCAUACCAUGGAAUAUCAGGGGUUUCAAGACGAUAUAUUCAGUGCUCUAAUCGACGCUGGUUUGGACACAGAGGCAAGAGACAGAGAGGGGCGUACCCCACUGUUCAAAGCAGUCACGGUAUUGCAAAAUGAUCACAAUUGCAAGAAGGUGUUUGAUAAGAUGGUCAAGUCCGGGUGCAGGUUCGACAUUCUUGACAAGCGGGGCAGAAACUUGUUAUUUCUAGUAACCGCCGACGAUCGAUACAAAUUGUUUCAGCAUUUGAUCGAGCUUGGGCUGAGCCCAACACACACCGAUUACGAUGGGAACACCUUAUGGCAUGUCACCGUUUGCUGUGAAUAUCAUUUCCAUCUGCGAGUUGAUAUGGCUGAUCUAGGGGUCGACCCGGAACAGCCGAAUCUUCGCGGCCGGACCCCGCUGCAUAUCAUCUGCAGCCGGUCCCAGGUCCCUGCCAUCUUUGACAAAUUUCUUCCGCUAGUACACAACUGGAACGCCGCUGAUGAGGAUGGAGUGACUGCAUUGCAUAUUACGAGUACCUUCUGCGCGUACAAAACGAAGAAGCUACUGCGAGCAGGUGCCGAUUGGAUGCAAACUACUCGGGACGGAUCCACAGUGUUUCACAUCGCUGCGAAAUCACGUCAAGCCAACAUUCUUGGUGUUCUUCUAAAGUUUAUUGAUCGCAACGGAGACAAAACCGACAUACCUACCCUCAUGAACAAGAAAGAUAUCCUCGGCAGAACUCCUUUGUGGUACGCCUGUGCAUCUGGGCGGAUUGAAACGGUUAAAAUGCUUAUCGAUGCCGGGGCUACGGUGAAGAGUGAUUCUUAUGACGGCUCCUCAUGGCAAGGCUGCGUAGAAUUCGAGGGAGAACAGGCGAUCUGGGCUAUUAGGGCUCGCACUCAGGAUCGGGACUAUUCGCAAUCCCACGCAGGCAGCACGUUGAUCUCCGACAAGACACGGCCUAAGAUUGAACGGGCCAAGGGACGCCUCCGCCCUCCUUUUGACCCUGCCCUCAAGCACCGCAUUGACGAGAUCGUGGACAUACUUGCGACACAUGAGUCUGACGCCCGAAGGCAUCUCCCAUACGCCAUCUCUUCGGCCGCCGACAAUGGUUGUGCCUACACGAUAGACUGCUUGCUACAUGCAAGCAAGUCGCUUUUGGCCGUAAUGGACUCAGAUCCGUUUCAUUUCUCAAUGCGAGUCAAAAGCCUAUCCUUAGAUUCAAACGUGUUGAGCUGUCUCGAGAAACGACAGGCCGCCCGAGAAGAGGUUUUCCGUAGCUCGAACAACGCCCAGGACACGCGGGCAAUAUUCGAAAGGCUUCUUGGCCUACGAGAGUACCAGAUUGCUGCACAGACUCUUCUCGAGUCUGACUGCCUCAAGCCCGACCGGUACGGAAGAACGAUUCUACACGGUCUUGUCCAGGACGGAUAUGCGUCGAUACUAGCCCAAGUCUGCAACCUUGACAUGGCGAACAAACUAGAGGAUUUCGAAUGGUGCGACCAACAGGAGACCGCAUCCAAAGCAAUAAAGGGCAGCAUACAGCCGCUUCUCCUCGACGCCGUUCAAUCUGAGCUCCCCAACAUGGAUGUGCUUCGGGUACUAGUGGAGAAUAUCGGCGUCAACGUGAAUACCCAGACCAGCUACCGAAAGUACAUGAGCAGGCCGCCUCCGUUAGAUUACGAGACUUUUAGAGAUAAGGGCGUUUUACAUCUCAUCUUUUCGCCGUCCAUGACGUGGUGGCAGGUGUCCCAGGCACUCCCAUACCUUGUGGAGAAAGGUGCGGAUCUCAACCUCCGAGAUCGAUCGGGCAAGACGCCUCUCCACGCUGCCUUGGAGAUGACUCCAAAUCCUGAUUACGACAUCGAAACCAUCAAGCUACUCGUCAGGCUCGGGGCUGAUGUCAAUGCCAUCGACAACGAGGGACUGAGCUGCCUCGGUCAAUCCCUCGACCAUAUUCCGACGGCCGAGUUUCUGAUUCAGAAAGGCGCUCGCAUCAGAUAUGCCGAUCUUCUAAGAGCGAUUGAGAAGUCGAACUGCAUGGCUCUCGAACUCCUCCUGCAGGCAGGAGGGAAUCCCAACGAAAGAGACUUUGAAGACGGGGGGUGGAACAAACCGGAGAAUCCGCAAUACAAGCCCUGCCGGAAAGAUGGGGCCUUUUAUCUGCUGGAUUAUGCAGCAUGUGAUCGUACACGUGGUGCGACAAUUGACAAAAAGAGCCGAGAGAAGAUAGUUGACCUACUCGUCCGCUACGGUGCCGAUAUUAAUGCUCGAUAUGAAGACACUACUCUGAUGCAUCGACUGAUUCGAUCCAGCAAUGUUGUUCGACCGUUGCUCAAGCACCCUUCUUUGGAUGCCAACCUAGUGGAUCUAGAGGGACGAACCAUUCUACACACAGCAUGCGGUGUAGAGAGAAGGAGGGAGAAUUCGGCAGAAAACGACCCUUCAUACGUAGAGAUUCUACUCGAACGAGGCGCCGAUGUUACUACAAGGGAUUCGAAGGGGAUGAAUACACUACAUUACCUUUUCCAUGGCAUUGGCCGGAGAAUCGCCAUCCCGGACCCACGGGCGGUUUCCGCGGUUCUCAAAGGGGCGCCGGAGCUCAUCAACCAGGUCGACGAUGAAGGAAACACCCCUCUACAUAAGGCAUGCGAGGCCUCGAUCGACCACGUUGGCGAGCUUCUCUCCAUGGGUGCAGAUCCUUUGGCCGUGAACGCAAAAGGCGCGACGCCGCUUCACUAUCUCUUAUGCGAAAAGUGGAACGCAGCCCUUGGUGUGAAGAUCGAAGGCCCGCUCUACGAAUUGUUCCUUCGCUUCCUUACUAUGGGCGCCAACAUCAAUGCGCGCGAUCAUCAUGGCGAAACCCCCAUAUUCCACUAUUGCCGCAGGGCCUUCGGCGUGAACUUUACGCCGAAGUCGGAGGUUCCUAAGGGACUGUACUACUAUAGUCCGAUCUGGGAGAUGCCCCUGUUCGAAUUUUUCGAUCAGGCGGGUGUGGAUUGGAAGGUUUUGAAUAAUGAUGGGGAGACGUUGAUGCAUAUCGUAGCUGCGGGACGUGGCUGUAGUGUUAUAGGGACUAGCGUCCAGAGGUUCAAGUUUUUGGUGGACAAGGGUUUGAAUGUUAUGGCGGAGGACAAGAGGCAGCAAACACCACUGGAUCUUGCGGCUGCUUCGAAUGAGGAAGGGAUUCUCGCUCUUUUCUCACAGGGCGAACGGUCGCUUUAA
Messenger RNA from Lindgomyces ingoldianus, 6051 nucleotides. RefSeq names its product ankyrin. The record is from RefSeq and is a predicted model, not a curated record. Gene Ontology annotation, molecular function: protein binding. The coding region runs from base 22 to 6051 and encodes 2009 amino acids. The transcript has 4 exons. NCBI's taxonomy places the organism in Eukaryota, Fungi, Ascomycota, Dothideomycetes, Pleosporales, Lindgomycetaceae.